AUGGCGUCGGAGCAACACCUAGAAGUCCCAGGAUCAGAGCAGAUCGAGUAUCGACCUUCAGAAAGCUCGCCUCAAGAAAGAUCGCCUCAAGAAAGUUCGUCUCCAAGACGAACUCCAUCACCUGCAAGCCGAUCACCGAAGAGCACCGGCUACACUUCCCCGGCCAAAGAGAACAAGUUGCGCCCCGUGUCUGAUGUGAUCAAUCGCCUUAUUUGGGAUGAGAAUUAUGACAAUGACGACUACAUAAUCGGAUACGAAGACCGAUUUGAAGGGCGCUUGGAGCUUGGUCUGGGGUCGUGGAAGAGAGAGACCACAGACGAGGAGUUUAUCCCCCAGCAUCGCAUCAUCUAUAUCAAACGCAUCUCCGACGGCGACGUGGUAUGGGACAAGAGACGCAGGGUAGACAAGGUUUUUCUCAGUGGGAAUUCGGCAUUUGACUAUCUGGCUUUUUUGACUUGA
This is a messenger RNA of Aspergillus campestris IBT 28561, 459 nucleotides long. Its product is annotated as DUF504 domain-containing protein. Lineage: Eukaryota; Fungi; Ascomycota; Eurotiomycetes; Eurotiales; Aspergillaceae. The record is from RefSeq and is a predicted model, not a curated record. The coding region runs from base 1 to 459 and encodes 152 amino acids. The transcript is spliced from 2 exons.